This is a messenger RNA of Rasamsonia emersonii CBS 393.64, 1404 nucleotides long. RefSeq lists its product as uncharacterized. Gene Ontology annotation, cellular component: nucleus. Gene Ontology annotation, molecular function: DNA binding. Bases 1 to 1404 code for a protein of 467 amino acids. The record is from RefSeq and is a predicted model, not a curated record. NCBI's taxonomy places the organism in Eukaryota, Fungi, Ascomycota, Eurotiomycetes, Eurotiales, Trichocomaceae. The transcript is spliced from 3 exons.
AUGUCCCUGAAGCUACUCUUUUGUCGCCGACUAAAAGGCCGCACUACACGACAGGAAUCUGCACAUAUACGGCGGAAAUUGAGUCCCACUGAAGAGGAAUCUCUUAUUCAAUGGAUAAUAUCUAUGGAUCAACUCCCUCCAAGGCCUGAUGCUGUACGACAAAUGGCCAAUAUUCUUCUUGCUGAGCGGGGUAAAUCAGCUACUCCACCUACUGUUGGCAAAAAUUGGGUUCACAACUUUCUCAACCGCCAUAGUGAGCUCAAAACCAAAUAUUUUCGUAAAUACAACUAUCAACGAGCCCAAUGUGAAGAUCCGAAGGUCAUUCGAGAAUGGUUUCAGUGUGUACGACAAGCAAUUGAGCAGUAUGGGAUUGUGGAGGAAGAUAUCUACAACUUUGAUGAGACUGGCUUUGCAAUGGGGGUAAUUGCAACUGCAAGAGUCAUUACUAGGGCUGAGAAUAUUGGUCGUCCAGUUCAUAUGCAGCCUGGGAAUCGCGAAUGGGUCACAGUGAUUGAAGCAGUCAGUUCAUACAGAUGGGCUCUACCACCUAUAGUUAUCUUUGCGGGGAAAACACAUCAAGCGGCAUGGUUUCAAAAUAAUCAACUACCCCCAGAUUGGGUCAUUGGAGGGAGGUAUCGGAUGUUGAUUCUUGAUGGUCAUGGGAGCCAUUUAACCCCAGAAUUUGACCAUUUUUGCACUGAGAACUCUAUUAUACCUCUUUGCUUGCCAGCCCAUUCUUUGCAUCUCCUACAACCCCUAGAUGUGGGCUGUUUUUUAGUUUUAAAGAGGUCAUACGGUGGCUUGGUUGAAGAGAGUAUGCGGCUUGGGAUCAAUCAUAUCGACAAGACAGACUUCCUAACUGCAUACCAAAAAGCUCGCAUGGAGGCAUUCAAAUCAGAGAAUAUUCGCAAGGGAUUUGCAGCCACUGGAUUGGUUCCAUACGAGCCUGAUCAGGUUCUUUCUCGGCUUCAUGUUCAGAUGAAGACUCCAACACCCCCUGGUACCAGCCAGGGCAAUCCACAAACCCCUUGGGUAUCUGAGACACCUCAUAAUAUUGAAGAAUUGCAGCUUCAAUCUGAGACAAUCAAAGCCCUACUCAAAUGUCGCACGCACAGUCCUCCAAGUCCUACAGAUCGGGCUUUAAAUCAGCUUAUUAAGGGCUGCCAAAUGGCCAUGCAUAGUGCAGUCAUUCUUGCAAGGGAAAACCAAGAAUUACGGGCUGCAAAUGAGAAACAAAAACAAAAGCGAAUAAGGUCAACUGCUCAGGUAUCUCAGGGAGGCAUUCUUACUAUACAGGAAGGGCAACGUCGUACAGAAACUAUUCAAAAGGAUGCUCCAGAGGUAGUUGAGGCUUCAUCUUCUCAGCCAAAGACACGCGCCCCUUCGCGAUGUAGUAGUUUUUAA